This is a messenger RNA of Suillus clintonianus, 393 nucleotides long. RefSeq lists its product as uncharacterized. Bases 1 to 393 code for a protein of 130 amino acids. The record is from RefSeq and is a predicted model, not a curated record. NCBI's taxonomy places the organism in Eukaryota, Fungi, Basidiomycota, Agaricomycetes, Boletales, Suillaceae. The transcript has 4 exons.
AUGAUUCUGCAACGUUUCGCCGAAGAACCCAAGAAGAACCCAACGAGGAUUCGUCGUUUCUGCACAGCACCACUAGCACACCUCAUCCGCCUUCAUUCCAUCUCGGAGAAGACUCAGAUUAUAUGUGAGAUUCAAUACGUAUCUUACUGCUUGACGCUGCUUCUGUAUGCGGUGUCCCAAUUGGUGACUGAUCUAUCAUCAUCUCCAAGCUUGUGGGGAAUGAUGCGGACGGACGACCAAGUAAAUGCCUCUGUCGAAGUGUCAUGCUCUUAUUUGUCCAAAAAUGUACCUCAACAGGCAAUCAUCCAUCUUGAUAAUCUCGUCAUCUUGGCGGUCCACUUCGCCACCUUGCAUGCCGAAAAUGAGACCACGACUGCAGCCUAUGCCCAGUAG